AUGACAGAACUGCUGUUUCCGCAAUUGACAACUGCUACCACAAGUGUUGUUGAGACUACAACCGCAGUGCCUGUUGUCACAACACCAGGCCCAGCAACAACACUAGGCCCAGAAACAACAGUUGUAACAUCAACACCAACUGUAAGUACCACUACCACUAAAGCAGCUACAACAACGGAAGGAACUACAAUCACACCUGCAGAAACAACUACUUCAAAGGAAACAACACAAGGAACAGCUGAGACAACAGAAGCACCUACAUCCACCACUGCUCAAGUGAUCACUCAACCGAAAGAAACGACAACAAUAAUUACAAAACCUGUUAUUGUCAACACUACAGCUUCACCUGGCACUACAGAAACAACAGGCAAAGGUACAACCUCUAUUAGCCCAAUAACACAGACACUUCCACCCAGCACAACUGUCUACACAACUGUUCCAACCACUGCCCGACCAACAACUACAGUUGUUACCACUACUUCCCCCUUUACCACAACUACAACAGUAUGUGUCUGCAAUGUCAAUGGAACUUCACGAAAUCCUGGGGACAUGGUGUAUAAUGUCACUGAUGGCAAUGGGUGGUGUUAUUAUGGAUAUUGUAAUGCAUCUUGUAAAAUUGAGGCACGUUCCAUGCCGUGUGCCACAACCACACUACCAACGACAACUCCCGGGUUGAGCACCCCUACAACGGCCCCACUUUCAACCUCAACUAGUCCUCCCUCUACUACCACUCCAUCAACAACCCCAUCUACAACAACCUUGGACUGCACUGAUGUGUAUCCAACAAGAAAGAAUGGAGAUACCUGGGAUGUUGGCAACUGCACCACAGCUGAAUGCAUUAAUGGUGUAGUGAAAACGAAGCCUACUCCCUGUUCCACAGUACAAAAACCCAUCUGUGCUAAUGGACGCAAACCUGUUAAAAUGGAUAACAAAGAUGGUUGCUGCUUCCACUACGAAUGUGAAUGUGUGUGCAGUGUCUGGAGUGGAACCCACUACAAGACAUUUGAUGGAAAAACCUACGAUUUCAACAAGAACUGCACUUACUACCUGGUCAAAGAGAUGAUCAAUAAAAAUAACCUGACGAUAACAGUGAACAACCAUGUCUGUGAGCCUUCAGAGGAUACAUUCUGCCCACAGGAUCUCACUGUUAUGUACCAAUCCUACAAGGUCGUCUUCACGCAAAUAAAGACUUCAGAAUCUACAGUUAAUGCAGUGUAUUUGAAUGACGAACGAAUCUAUCCCGCCUACAAAAACUCUGACCUGCUCUUCACCAGCACAGAUAUGGCGGUCACACUGGAGAUACCAGGGAUCAGCACAGAAGUGGUCUACAGGGGCUCCUCAAUCACCAUUGAGCUUGCCGCUUCCCUCUUUGAGGGGAACACUGAGGGACAGUGUGGGACCUGUGACAACUCCCGGAACAACGACUGCCGUUCUCCCAACGGUCAGGUGGAAAGCUGCUCAGACUCUGCAGACCAGUGGCAUGUCCCAAACAAACCAUGUACCGGCCCCCUUACUACUACUGUACCCCCUGUGACAACACCACAGACAACAACACAGCCUCCUUGCAAUUCCGCCAUCUGUGAACUCCUAAAAUCCAGUGUAUUUGACCCAUGCCACUCAGUCAUACCGCCAGGAUCAUACGUGAAAACCUGUAUUUCUGACAUUUGUAUCAAUGGAAAUAACACCUGCACCAGCCUGGAGGCCUAUGCCGCAGAGUGCUCUAAUGCAGGAGUCUGUAUCAACUGGAGGAAUGCCACCAACGGGCAGUGUGAGCACAAGUGUCCAAGCAACCAAGUGUACAGAGCUUGUGGCCCCAAAGUGGAGCCAACAUGUAAUGAAAGAUACAAUGAGAAGUUUGACGCCAGUAAGACGGCAUCCACCAACAGCUCUCAGGAGGGUUGUUUCUGUACUGAUGGCACCACCGUAUUCAACACAGUCUAUGGCACAUGUGUUGCCUACUGCGAUUGUGUUGGACCUGAUGGAGGACCCAAACAGCCUGGUGACAAAUGGACGACCAACUGCAAAAACUGUAUGUGCAACAAGGAUUCCAUGAGCGUCGUGUGUGAGCCUGUUAAUUGCCCAUCAGUUCCCGUCUGCAAUCCACCUUACAAGCCGGUCAACAAGACCGAGGGCUGCUGCUACAACCAGUCAUGUGAAUGUGAUAAGAACCUGUGUCCUGCUCCCAUGAAAUGCUCGCUGGGCUUCGAACUCAAUGUCACCGGAAGUACCUGCUGCAAAUCCUACAAGUGUGUUCCUAAAGGUGUAUGUGUCUACAACAUGACUGAGUACAAGCCUGGUCAGAAGAUUCCAACACCAAAACCAGAACCACCAAUAGAAGAACCAUCACUGACAGAAAAAACAUCAGCAACAACAGCAACACCAUCAGGACCAGUACAAACCUCUGGAACAACAGCACCACUAUCUGGACCAGUACAAACAUCAGCAACAUCAGCAUCAUCAUCAGAACCAGAACAAGUAGCGACAACAUCUGCAGGAUCCACUCAGGCACCUAUAUCAGAAGUGGUUAUCAAUCCAGGGCCAUGCCAGGAGUGUUACUGUGGUCCCAAUAUGAAUCCCAACACAAGUAUAAACAUCGUUACCUGCAAACCUAUUGUCUGCAACACAAACUGCUCAGAGGGUUCUGAAUAUAAGACCAUGCCUGAGAAGUGCUGCGGGACCUGUGUUCAGACGAAGUGUACUUUACUCACAGCUGACAACCCAAAGGUUUACAUUGAGAUCAACAAGACGUAUGUGUCGCCUGAAGACAAGUGUGUGCACUAUACCUGUAAGAAGAUCAAUGGACAGCUUAGUACCAGCCAGAUGACCGUAAUUUGUCCUUACUUUAACCCCCUGGAUUGUGAACCUGGCACCGAGACAACUCACGCCAAUGGAUGUUGCAAAACCUGCAAACCCAGGAGUGUCUGUGAGGUCCUGAGUAAUAAGGAAGUCAUCAAGGUGGGAAAAUGUGAGAGCCCACAGCCUGUCAACAUGACGUACUGCGGCGGGCACUGUGGAAGCAUGUCAAAGUAUUCUGCAGAAGCCAACAAGAUGAUGCACAAGUGUGAGUGUUGCCAAGAGUUCAAAACCAGUCAGAAAAAGGUGGAACUGACCUGCGACAACGGCUCUAAGGUCCAGCACCUCUACGUGCAUGUGGAAGCGUGUCGGUGCAAACCAGCAGAGUGUGUGCCUGGGACGACUACCAAACCACAGCGCCGCAGGAGGCGCUGAUCACUUACUGGAUCCUGCCGGACACUGGACAACUGACAAAUAUUAAGCAAAUCUUAACCUUAAAUCUUCUCCAUCUUUUUGUCACACUUUUUUGUAUUUAUAGCCUAAGAGGCUACUUUGCUGUUCACUUUCUUCAUCUGAGGAUUUCUUGGAUGAGUUAUUAAAAUUAUAUUCCUGCAAUAUGA
Messenger RNA from Hippoglossus stenolepis (Pacific halibut), 3413 nucleotides. RefSeq names its product intestinal mucin-like protein. Gene Ontology annotation, molecular function: protein binding. The coding region runs from base 1 to 3228 and encodes 1075 amino acids. Gene Ontology annotation, cellular component: extracellular matrix. NCBI's taxonomy places the organism in Eukaryota, Metazoa, Chordata, Actinopteri, Pleuronectiformes, Pleuronectidae. The transcript has 22 exons. The record is from RefSeq and is a predicted model, not a curated record.